AGGGAGACGGAGAAGAGACUCAAACGUUGGACACGCAGGAGAUCCCCCAUCCUGGCUCCGGUACUCCCCAGCAGCGGCAUUGCCGGCCUCGUCGGCGCCGCCAAUGGCAAGCACCACCUCAUCUCGCCCACCCACACCCCGCUGAACUCUCUGCCCCCCCUGCCGGCCGGCAUAUGCAGCAGUGACAGCGGCAUCUCCACGCUGAGCGCCAUCUCGCCCCCACUCUCGACCACCACAGCAACGAGUGGCGGAGGCGGUGGCAGCCCUCAGCUGCGAACAUCGCCGGCCCUGAGCAUGCUGGGCAGCGCCACGGCGACGGCGAGCGGCAAGACCACGCAGAGCCUAACGGCCGGGAUGCUGGGCCCGGCGGCCAGCAUCGACCUGGGGAGCUCCCCGCUCUCGCACCGCAACUACAGCCACUCCCUGAAGGGCUUCAGCUUCCGGCGGAGCUUCGACGACAAGAUCAUCACCCCGCCGUAUCUGUCGCGAGCACCGCCCGCAAUUCCCUAUCCGCACUUUCACGCGCCGCCGCCCACCUCGACGACGUCGCACCAUCUGCACCUGCACCACCACGGAACCGGGAAUGGCACGGGCUCCGGCUCCGGCGCUGGCGGCCUUUACUCGCCGGCCCAUCAGCAGCCGCUCUCCUUGUCCGCGGUGGCCGCUGCCCUGCCGCUGGCGCCGCUCUACGCCUCGCCGCUGCAGCUGCCGCUGACCUCGUCGCAGUCCACCACCAAGCUCUCCUACCGGGACGACUUUCUACAGCAGAUUGGCUAUCUGCCAACGACGCGCAUCUACAGCACCCCGACAAGCAUCGUCGACGAGGACAAGGCCCAGCAGGACUUCCUCUCGCUGUCCCUCUCCCCGCCGCUCAACCGGCGACGGGACAUGCCGGCACUGCGCGGACCCUUCGUCAGCCUUUCGGAGCCCCGCGGGACCUUGAGCACGACAGACGAGAUCUACCCUGACUCGUCGGACAGCAGUCUGUACGUGUCGGACGAGGAGCAGGAGGACGCCUCUCAGUAUUGCCGCGGCGGCUAUCAUCCGGUGGUCAUCGGCGACAUAUUCGACAAUCGGUUUCGAGUGGUCCGGAAGCUGGGCUGGGGUCACUUCUCCACCGUCUGGCUGUGCCGGGAUCUCAAAGACGAGAAGUACGUGGCCCUGAAGGUGGUGAAGAGUGCUCCGCACUACAUCGAGACGGCCGCAGACGAGAUCCGCCUGCUGGAGGCCAUCCGCGACGCGGACCCACUGGACGUGAAGCGGGAGCGCAUCGUCCGGCUGAUGAACCACUUCACGGUGCGCGGCGUGAACGGGAUGCACACGUGCCUGGUGUUCGAGGCGCUCGGCUGCAGCCUGUACAAGCUGAUCGUGAAGAACAACUACCAGGGCCUGGCCAUCGCCCAGGUGCGCAACAUCAUCAAGCAGGUGCUGGAGGGGCUGGACUACCUGCACAGCAAGUGCAGCAUCAUCCACACGGACAUCAAGCCGGAGAACAUCCUCCUGGUGAUCGACAAUGCCGCAGCCAUGAACCAGCAAAUCGACGACGAGAUCAACAGUCUGCGCGUGAAGGGAGCCGACUUCCCCGACUCGUACAUCAGCUCCAUCGAGAAGCAGACCAAGACGCGGUCCAAGUGGCCGCUGAUCGAACCUAACGGAUCCACGAACACCAACACGAACACGAGCAACAGCACGGGCAACAACUCGACCUCUUCGACGCCUCUGGCCGCUGUGGCCAUGUCCUCGCUGGACAAGGACGACACCACCACUUCGUCCACCCUGAACUCGAACACCACCUCCUCGCUGGCCUCCAAGUACUCGAGCCUGCUCGGCGACAGCGAGUGCAACGGCAUCGGCGGUGGCGUCAGCCUGAUCGGGGGCCUGGGUGGUGGCGUCGAGAGUCCCAUUCUCAACAACCGAUAUCGAACCGAGAAGAAAAUCACUGCCAAGUCUUCCGUCGAAUGCGAUGACGACACCCUGGGCGACCACAGCACCAUGGCCAGCGACACGCCUACCGAUGACCCCGACGCCAGUCCCAGUGGCCAGCCGGCGGACAAGCAGCUGCCCAGCUCCAACUCCAAUUCCAACCCCGCCUCCACCAACAACUCCUGCCCCUCCUACAACGCCAACACGAAUCCGAAUACCAACCCAAAGAUCAACACAAAUACUCAAAGCACGUGCACGUCCAUGCCCAGCGAGUACACCAACAACCAGAACUGCCCCUCCACAACCGUCACAACCGCCACAACCGUCACAACCGCCACAACCGCCACUCCUAGUGCAACUCCUGCCACAGCCUUAGUUUCCAUCUCCACCUCCGCCUCAGCCACGCCCCCCAGCACGUGCACGUACUCGUUCACGCAUCUAGCGCCAACAACUACGACUCCAACCGCAACAACUGCAACUGCAAGCACAGAGCUGUACAAUGGCGACCAUACAUCUACAACUACAACCAACGCGACCUCAACAACAACAACAACAACAACAACUGCAACAUCAGCAAACACAUCCGCUAAACUAAAUGUCCAUGCCAAUGCCAUAUCUUCGCAGAACCAGAGUCAGAGUAGCCAGAACAACACCUACACGAUACAGUCGCUCAUCAGCAACAGCAACGUGCGGGUUAAGAUCGCCGAUCUGGGCAACGCAUGCUACGAUUACCAUCACUUCACCGAGGACAUACAGACGCGGCAGUACCGAUCGAUCGAGGUCCUGCUGGGGGCACCCUACAACUAUACCGCCGAUAUCUGGAGCACCGCUUGCCUGGCCUUCGAGCUGGCCACCGGCGACUAUCUGUUCGACCCGCAUGCCGGCGAGUCGUACAGCCGGGACGAGGACCACUUGGCGCACAUCGUCGAGCUGCUGGGCUCCAUUCCGCAGUCGGUGAUACUGCGGGGCAAGCACGGACUCAAGUACUUCACCAGUUAUGGCAACCUGAGGAACAUCACCAAGCUGAAACCGUGGAGCCUGAUGAACGUGCUCGUGGAGAAGUACGACUGGGACCCGGUGGAGGCCAAGAAGUUCUCCGACUUCCUGCUGCCCAUGCUAGAGUACAAUCCCGUCAUACGCGCCUCGGCGGCCGAGUGCCUGCAGCAUCCCUGGCUCGACCAGGAGGAGUUCGUCUAG
Molecule: messenger RNA, 3120 nt
Organism: Drosophila persimilis
Lineage: Eukaryota; Metazoa; Arthropoda; Insecta; Diptera; Drosophilidae
Gene: Srpk79D
Product: SRSF protein kinase 1
Exons: 8
Biological process (GO): protein phosphorylation; spliceosomal complex assembly; regulation of mRNA processing
Molecular function (GO): protein kinase activity; ATP binding
Source: RefSeq, a predicted model, not a curated record